Molecule: messenger RNA, 2698 nt
Organism: Vicugna pacos (alpaca)
Lineage: Eukaryota; Metazoa; Chordata; Mammalia; Artiodactyla; Camelidae
Source: RefSeq, a predicted model, not a curated record
UGCUUCAUCGUUAGGUCAUUUCCUUCUACUGUUAGAGGUCGUUAAUUUGAUUUUCCUGAUGUGACCAUGGAUUUAACGUCAGUGGUCAUUUACAAAAUACUGAAGUCUUUCCUUUUUUCUCCAGAUGUAACUCACCAUCUCCAAACUUGCAUGAGUUAAGCAGCUGGGGUAUCUUUUCCAGUUAUCUCACUGAUAGGAAGAGAUUUGUAGACCUCUUUGAAAGUGGAUAUUCUCACAUGUUCUUCAGACAGAAAAGCCGGCAGUCACUGAAAUAAGGACUUGAAGUUCCUUCCUCUUUCUCAAUGUCAUAAGAAACAGGAAAUAAAGGUCAGAACUUCAAGAAAAGGAAGAAAAGGGGAUUCCAUGAAGAAAUGGUGCCCAAAGAACACACCAUGUGGAGCAUACGUGCAAAAGAAAUGAAGAGGAUCCUCAGGGUGGAGCUCUGAGUUACAAGGCCCUCUCCUCUGGGACCAGAACAAAUGUACUGAAGUGAUGACAGGACCCGGGGAGAAGAAUGCUUUCUUUGGGCUGGAUGCUUCUCUGGCUUGUCGCGUCAGGGAGACUGGAAGGACCUGACAUCUCAGACUGCUCCACCAAAACGCUUCCUAGGACAUACGCUGCCAGGUGUGGGGAAGAGUCUGUCUUAUUUUGUGAUUUGCCAGAGCCACGGAAAUCCCACUUCUACUACAGAAGUCGACUCUCACCAACCCAAGGCUCUGACCACCUGCCCUGCAGAGGCAGUAAGAACCUGUCCGAUGUCCAAUGGUAUCUACAACCUCAGAACGGAGGUCCACUGGUAGAAAUUACUCAAAACUAUCCUCACAUCAUCAAGGACAGAAGAGCCCUUCAUUUUUUGACCACAGGGAUGAAGGAUGCUGGGUCAUAUACUUGUAGACCUAGGAUUAGGAGCCCCCAGGACGAGGCCUGUUGUGUCAAGAUGAUCUUAGAAGUUAAACCCAAGACAAACAUAUCCUGUGGGAGCCCCGUGUCAUAUAAGCAAAGCCUUCUUCUCGGCAGCACGGACUCCAUUCACUGCCCCGGUCUCAGCCACCAAAGUGAUGCACAGAGUCCAGAGGUGACCUGGUACCAGAAUGGAAAACUACUCCCCCAAGAAAGACGCAGCCCGAUCGAAGUGGAUGAAAUCUACGACUACCACCAGGGCACGUACGUGUGUGAUUACACCCGGUCGGAUAAUGCAAGUUCAUGGACAGUCAGGGCUGUUGUCCAAGUGAAGACCAUUGUGAAGAACACUAAUCUCAAACCAGAUAUUCUGGACCCUGUCAAGGACACACUGGAAGUAGAACUGGGAGAGCCUUUAACUCUUAACUGCACAGCACGAUUUGGCUUCGAAAUAAACUUUAAACCUGUGAUAAGAUGGUACAUCAAAGAUUCUGAGCAGGAGUGGGAAGUCCCAGCGCCUGAGGAGAAAAGCAUUAAAUCCACCCUAAAGGAUGAAAUCAUAGAGCGCGUUGUCUUCUUGAAAGAAGUUACUCAGCGUGAUCUCCGCAGGACAUUCACCUGCUUUGCCCAGAACUCCAUUGGGAACACUACCCAUUCCGUCCAACUAAAAGAAAAGAAAGGAGUGCUGUUCCUCUACAUCCUCCUCGGCACCGUCACGUCCCUGGCGGGUGCGCUGGCCGCAGGCGCGCUCCUCUGCAGGUACUGGAUCGAGCUGGUGCUGCUGUACCGAACCUACCAGAGCACGGACGAGACCCUCGGGGAUAAAAAGGAGUUUGAUGCUUUCGUAUCCUAUGCGAAACUGAGCUCUUUGGAGAGUGAGGCCACUCCGUCUCUGAGCGAGGAAGAUCUGGCUCUGAAUCUAUUCCCUGAAGUUUUGGAAAACAAAUAUGGAUACAACUUGUGUUUGCUUGAAAGAGACGUGGUCCCAGGAGGAGCAUAUGCAGAAGACGUUGUGAGCGUGAUCAAGAAAAGUAGGAGAGGAGUAUUUAUCUUGAGCCCCAACUAUGUCAACGGACCCAGGAUCUUUGAACUACAAGCAGCGGUGAAUCUCGCCUUGGACGACCAAACACUGAAACUGAUUUUAAUUAAGUUCUCUCCCUUCCAAGAGCCAGAGUGUCUACCUCAUCUAGUGAAAAAAGCUCUCAGGGUUUUGCCCACAGUCACGUGGAGGGGCUUAAAAUCGGUCCCUCCCAAUUCCAGGUUCUGGACCCAAAUGCGCUAUCAUAUGCCCGUGAAAAGCUCUAAAGGAUUCACGUGGGACCAGCUCAGAAUUAUUCCAAGAAUUUUUUCUUGGAAAAGACUCAGGAAAACAAAAGCCACUGGGAGGAGCUCCCAGCCUAGAGGAUGGGGGGAUGAGCCCCAGAACCCCCCCCCCCACCAUCCCAGGCGAGGCGAGCCCUGGGCCCCUCCCCCAGAUCCCAGGUGAGCAGAGACAUCGAUGAACAGAACACACGGCAUGGACCAGGCUGAUAGAAAGUGAAAAGAGUUCUUCCAGCCCUGAGCAGGCUUGGCAGGCCCUGGAAAGACACCGGAGCUAUGGUGGCAGCCUCUGAUUCCUUGGACUGGACAGAGGAAGAGCGAAUUCUCCAGAUUCUUAUACACACUCAGCCUGUGAGGCUUCUAAGAUUUCCCUGGUCAUCUAUGUGGAAUCAGCAGAUGCAGCCCCUUGGCUUUGUGGCUCUGGACUGUCUUGUCUACUAAGUAUUGUACACAUAACUUUAUAUAUCUUUGCAAUCAA